CGUCUGCGGAAGGAUCUUUUCCUCCUCCCUCCCCCCCCAAAAAAGAGGGAGUGGUUCGUUCCCAAAGCGCAGGAAUACCGUCGAUGUAAUUUUGCCGAAAGUCUGGGAAUUAUGUGGAUUUUACAGAUUUCCGAGCUUUUCUUUUUCAAUUCAAACAACAACUUGACUUGCGUCGCAUCGUAUCCAGGAGCUCCAUCUUUGCGUUUCAAGGCAUUCUUAAGUCCAAACAGUGCAUGAAAGAAAAGGGAAGAGGGGAAAAAAAAUACUGAAUUUCGGGAAAAAAACAAACAAACAAACAAACAAAAAAAAAACAUGGAGACAAGGAAGGGAAGGAGAGGACAAAAAAUGACUUAAGACGAAGUUUACAGCUUUGAAGUCGUCCUGUUUGACAUCAAAGCGUACAGAAGUUGUGUUUGGGGGGGGAGGAAAAAAAAAGGGGAACUUCUGAAACGUCGGAAUUCGAAGCUUCUUUCUGUGCAGGUUACAAUGUCUCCUUCAACACGCCGGAUGUUUUGAAGCCGCAAAAAUUCUCCCAUCUACAAACGGGACACGGAACCAGUCAGCGUUCUUUCUGGAAGGAGGAAAAAAAAAGUGCCAUGCUGUUCAGCUAAACCGAGAACAGGCCUGAAAACAGCAAGGAAACGUCUUUUACACGGGUUUCUAUUCCCCCCUUAAAACGAGAGAUUUUCCGUGUUAAUCCUGAUGACACGAUCCCUUUUUUUUUCUUCUUCUUCUUCUUCAAGAUACUUUGUUUUCCUUUUUUCCUACAGAACUGGACGUCGUUUGCGACAUUAAAGGGGGGAAAAAACAAACAAAAACAAAACUAAAACACGUUGUUGGAGAUUACAGAGUAACAUUGUUUUCACGGAUUUCUUUCGUUCGUUAGGACACUUUUUAUAUAUUAUUCAAUUAUAUUAUCAUUUAAAAAAAAACAAAACAAAACAAUAUACUAAUUUUUCAAGCUUGGAGUCGACUCUCAGUUAGGGAGUCGUGUAACGCUGAAGCAUUCGCUCGAGGGGGUGAAAAAGUAUGAUCCGUUUGUUAAACAUUCCCAAUUCCGUGCUAUUUCCAUCCAGUUUAGUGCAGCUAAAGCUUCUCCAGGACUUCUGGAUGUUUUUCGGGUCUUAUUUCGUAUAAUUUCUACGACUUCGGUGCAAAUGACACACCGUGUCAGCUUACCGACACAUCCACCGUGGAGUCGACUCGUGUAAACUCACAGCUUAAGAAGACUUUUUUUCAUUCUUUCUUCCUGACAGAUUUGAAAUUUUUUUGUGGAUGAUAAACAACCGUCAGAGUUCAUCUUUUGGUGCACAGACACGAGUGUUUUACGUCGGUAAAAUGCUAGUUGGAUAAAGAUAAAAGGAGAAAAAACAAAGCAAGAAUCAGAAGCCCAAUGAGCGGCUCACAGUCCACGAUAGCUGACAGGUUUCCCAAAAAACCAACCAGACCAGGAAGUGUUCUCAACAAGGACCACCCCCCAGACAAGAAGCCCAAGAGCGAGAAGGUGUCAGUGCCUCCGACGCAUGACUUUGACCCCACAGAGUUGCCCGUGCAGAGUGUUGAGCGAAGGCCCGAGUCGUGUGGGCUUGUUCAGCGGUGUGUGAUCAUCCAGAAAGAUGAGAAUGGCUUUGGGUUGACCGUCAGUGGCGAUAACCCAGUGUUUGUCCAGCUGGUUAAAGAAGAUGGAGCUGCUAUGCGAGCUGGUGUUCAGACGGGUGAUAGAAUUAUUAAGGUCAACGGGACGUUAGUAACACAUUCCAAUCAUGUAGAAGUCGUCAAGUUAAUAAAAUCGGGUUCGUACGUGGCUCUGACGGUGUUGGGGAGACCUCCAGGGCUGCCACAGAUCCCCUUAUCAGAGGGAGAGGGAGACAGAGAGCCUCUCUCAUGCCUCAGCUCCCCUCACUCCCCCAUCCCCAGUGUACCCGAGCGCUCGUCCUCUUCCUCAACCUCUCCCUCCGACCGCAUCACCUCCUCACUGCCUGCAUGGGCGAUGAAGGAGGAGUACAGCAGAAACCCUACAGCCAGACUACUGAAGGACAUGCAGGAAGCCCAGAAACACAUCCCUCUGCUUCAGGGCCAACUCAGUAAAGCUGCCAUAGCUGGACAGGAUGGCCUGCUUACUCUGAGACUUGGAGAAGUUGAUGCAGAUGAAGGAGGUUUAGGCGACGUGGACGCAUCUCCAUCCUGGCACUCAGACUCCGAGUCCCCCAUGAACAGCAACUCGACGCCGGUCACGCCCAGUAUGAUCCCAGAAAGCCCGUACCAAAGAGACACUCCGUGCCACAGUCCAAAGUCGACGCCGCGCGUCAGCCUCAACUCCUGCCCGUCUCCAGACGGCGAGGAUGUGGUCGACCUGGACUCGAACUAUCAGAGCGGCGUGGGAAGCCCGUCGUUCCGUCUGCCGCGUCCCAUCAUCGGAGCCGAGGACGAUGACUUCGACACCGAGCAGGAGCAGAUGAACGGCCAGUGUAGCUGCUUCCAGACCAUAGAGCUGUUGAAGUCUCGGCCUGCUCACCUCGCAGCCUUCCUGCAUCACGUGGUCUCGCAGUUUGACCCUGCACCUCUGCUGUGCUACCUCUACGCCGAGCUCUACAAGCAAAGCAACCCCAAAGAGACACGGCGGACAUACAGCGAGCUCCACUCCACGUUCAUAGACCGAUCGGCGCAACUGAAAGUACUGGUGCCAGACUCGAUCGCAGCUGACAUGGAUCGAUGGAAGCCUGACGUAAUUCCAGAAGAUGUUCUAAGGCAACAUGUGCAACAGCUACAGGACACACUCCUACCUGACAUCCAGAAACACCUGGAAGACUUCAGGCAGAAGCGCAGUAUGGGCCUGACUUUGGCUGAGGCCGAGCUUAGCCGACUCGACACUGAGCGAGUGCGAGACCGUGUGGCUCUGGAGAGAGAGCGCUCGUGCUCAGAGCACAUCAUCUCCAAGAUCAAUGAAGUUUUGUUGACGCCAUCAGCCACAGAGGAGGAGAAGUGUACUGCAAUGCAGUUCGUCAUUCAGGCCUACAUGAAGCACCUUGGGGUGAAGGUGAAGGAAUCUCGGGGUUUUGAGCCCAAACCCAAGCUGAUAAACUUACUCCCUAAAAUCAAGAAGACUAUAAAAGCAGAGAAAGACGGAGGCGUGGAGGAGAAGCUGAAAAAGUCCCGCUUCCAGCUAAUGCGCAGCCACAACAAGAGGCCGAGCCGAACAGACGUCUCAUCGGUUACCAAGGCUUUAGAGCAGAAUAAACAGCGGACACAAAAGCAGCCGUCACAGAUUCCCGUAGGGUCGAGCGAUCAGGCUGAAACACCUUCAGCAGGACGAACACGGAGCAGUCAGUCCAGUGAAGGACCAGACAGCAGCACGGGCUCCAUCAGCUCACCUUCUUUCAGUGCUACGCUUUUACACAACUCUGACAGCACGGUGCGAGACCUAGAGCCAGGUGCUUCUCCCUUGUCAGCGUUACCCAGACUCGGAGAAGUCGGCCCUCUGGGUGAAGGACAGGACUCCUCUUCCUCAGGAACGCACUUUGACUUCACCGGUCCUCUGGACCAUCUCCAAGAGGAGGAGCCUGAGACAGACAGGAAUCCUGACGGAGGGACGCCGCGGCCGAUCAGAAGGAUGGAGCCGUUGGGUUCAGGAGAGGUGCAGAGCGAGGACGAUCAGGCGUUUGAGGUGGAACCAGAGCAGGAUCCUCCUCACUGGCAGACGCUGGUGAGCACAGAUGUUCUCGCACUGCUGCCACCACAUGAGAUCAAGAGACAGGAAGUCAUCAAUGAGCUGUUCUACACGGAGCGCGCUCACUUGCGCAUGCUCAAGGUGCUGGAUAACGUUUUCUACCAGAGGAUGACCCGAGAGGCCAUUCUACCCCCCGCAGACAUCAAGAACAUCUUCACCAACCUGGAUGAGAUCGUCCAGCUACACGUGUCCAUCACGGAGCAAAUGACAACCGUCCGGAAGAAGAACGAGACGGCGGUCGUGGACCUCAUAGGAGACGAUUUGCUGUCCUGGUUCAGCGGAGCAGAAGAAGAGAAGAUCAAACGGGCCGUGGGAACCUUCUGCAGUAACCAGCCCUUUGCUCUGGAGCUUAUAAAGAGCAGGCAGAAAAAGGAUCAAAGAUUCGCAGCCUUUGUGCAGGAGGCAGAGAGUAAUCGUCAGUGCCGAAGGCUCCAGCUGAAGGACAUCAUUCCUGUGGAAAUGCAGAGACUCACCAAAUACCCACUCCUGCUCGAAAACAUUGCGAAAUACACUGACGACACUGAGGAGAAAAGCAAAGUGAAGCGAGCCUGCGAGUGUUGCCGUCAGAUCCUCAACCACGUCAACCAGGAAGUAAAAGAAGCUGAAAACAAGCAGAGGUUAGAGGACUACCAGAGAAGACUGGAUCUGUCGUCCCUGAAGCAGAGCGAGUACCCCAUGAUCGCGGAGUUUAAGAACCUCAACUUGACCAAACGGAAAAUGGUGCACGAGGGACCACUGUCUUGGAAAGUCAAUAAAGAUAAGACUAUUGAGCUCUACACACUCCUCUUAGAGGACAUCUUGGUGCUGCUGCAGAGGCAGGACGAGAAGCUGAUCCUGAAGUGCCACAGUAAGAACCUGGCAGGCACGGCCGAGACCAAACACAUCUUCAGUCCGGUCAUUAAGCUGAGCACCGUACUGGUGCGCUCUGUAGCCACAGAUAACAAGUCGUUCUUUGUGGUGUCCAUGUCCGAUUACGGCGCACAGAUCUAUGAGCUGAUGGCGCAGACCGUGUCUGAGCAGAAAACGUGGCACGACCUGAUCGGGCAAAGAGCAGACUGUAUGAAGAGCCUGCCUCAGAACGAUGGGGAGCGAGAAGGUGAUGACGAGUUGACCUCCGGCAUGACGAAAAUGAACAAAGAUCCAGAUCGUAUCUCUACCGGAAGCAUCCAGUCUCCAGAAAAAGAUGCCACUUCCUGCUCGGAGAUCCUGCAGAUUCCUCCAGCAGGUAGCAACCCGUUUGACACAAAGUCAGAGGAUGAAGGAGAGGCAGAGGGAGAGGUAGAGGCAGAGGGAGAGGGAGAGACAGAAGGAGAAGUUGAGCGCUCGCUGCAGGUUCUGGAUGAAGAGGAGGAAGAGGAGGAGGCCUUCCUCGAACCUGAGCUUGCAGAAAGACUUCCGUUCUUGAAGCAGGGUUCGAGGCAUGCCAUCGCUGUGGAGGAGAAAGACUUGGACUCCUUUGACCUGCCCCCGCUGAUGGCAGACGAGGCACUUCGUACCUUGGCUACUCUGAGGCAGCUCCUGAUCAACCACAUGGACAGACAAGAGGACGUGGACAGGGACAGAGAGAGGGGGGACGCUCUGCUGCGUGAGCCGAGGGCAGGGUCUUUGCAGGGCUUGGAGGAAAACUUUGCCCCCAGUAACUCAGUGGAGAACGGAGCUGAGAGGACAGAGACCCUACACACCAGGACGGAGAACCGUCACGAGCUGCCCUCAGGAGAUACAGGCUUCUUUGAAACCUCAGAGGACUUUGUAGGCAUGGUGUUGGAGGGUUAUGGUGGGUCAGGUGAGAGCAGCACUGAUGACGACGGGCAGGUCUGCAGCACAGAGCCUGCAGCAGCAGGAGACUCGGGCAUAGACCUGAAGAAGCUCCUGUCUUCGGCUUCCUCUCAGAGCAGAGGACCCAACUUCAGCAGACAGGUCAUGACCCAUUUACGCUUGCUUCAGGCCAGCCUGCAGCAGCUGAAGGACGUAGAAUCAAAAUAUAACCAACUAUGCCAAAGGCACUCGGAGCAAGCAGCUACUGAUUCAGAAGAAAACAAAGAUAAAAGCUAGUGUACCUGGAGCUGUGGUUUCCUGCUGGAAGUAGAAGAGAUGCAGAGUCAACAGGAAGUGACGCUGUGCUCCUGCUGCUCCUCGAUCAACUCUUAGGCAUCUCAGCUGCCUUUAAUCGGGCAGUAACGAAGACCGAGGGAUCCCAAACCAAACCUCACACCCGCAGCACUCUCGCUUCUUUCCGAGGAAAGCGCGUGGAAAAUUUACCAAGACGUUCCAUCAUCCCUAGUCGCUUCAGCCGUUUAUUCGGAGUCAUGAAGAUUCAGAUUAAAGCGGCUCUCUACAAAACUCACAAAGUUAAAGGAAGAGUAGACGAUGGCAGCAUGGCACCAAGGAUUAACUAAAUCCUGGAUGGAACUUCAUCUCUUCUCAUUUUCACAUCAAAUCAACUUGUAUGUGAAAUUGACAAUUUAAAAAAAAAAAAAAAAAAGCUCUGCUCUGACUGGAUGAAAUUGGGUUUAAUGUCCUAACCAGUAAAAUGAUGCUACACGUAGUUACUCUAGGCCUUAGACCUCGACUGCAGUCGGCUCACGAAAUGUCCUUCAUAAGGACUAAUGCUAGAAAACAGCCUGAGGGAUCAUUCCUUUUGUGUAUGGAUAUGAAUGUUAUUACUGCUGCGCACAUCUGCAUGAGGGCCUCAUGUGGCUAUUUACACAUCUGACCACUAAACUACAGGAAGAUUUGACUGUUUCUGAUCUCGUGGCUGAAGCUUCAACAAACACAAUCAGGUUCAUCGUCAGGAUUUUUUAAAGCCUAUUGUUCAGGUUUCGUAGCUAAAAUAUGAGCUUCUCUGGUUGCAAGUAAAGUUAGAAUACUGCAUUGUUUUAAUCUGACGUUGACGUGAAGAGGAAAGCCGAAAGAGGGAUCGCUCUUACUGCUGUUACUGAAAUGGAGUCGCCUGAAAACCUGAAGGGAUUUCCUGCAUCCUCGCCAGCGUAACUUUAAGCUUUUUUUUUUACUCUCCCACAUUCUGUUGAAUGAAGCUACUGAAGAUCUUUACACAGAGAAAGCAGAACUUUAUCACCACGAGUCACUAUAUUCUUUCAAUUCUACAAGCCAAACUCGAUCCAAAGUCUCACUCUGGAUGGUGAUAGCAUGGAUUUUCUCUUUAUCCGGGACGUGGGAAUGAAGUUAUGUGAAGAUAAAAAUUAUUCUGAACAUUAAUGCAAGAACAUCUUUUAAAAAAAAAACAAAAAACAAAAAAAAAAACAGACCCCUUAAGGUCUAUAAGUGUAAAAUUGUACGAUUAUGACCAACACUGCAUCUCUUACAGAGACCUAAUUCCUUCUUUUUUUUUUCUUUCUGCUUUCCACAUAUACGAGUCGUGUAUUAUUUUAACAGAACCUACUAAAAAAAAAAAAAAAAAAGGAUAAUAAUAAAUGACUGCAAGGUAUCCUUAAAUAUUAAUGUACUUUUUAUUUUGGCUAAUAUUUGAAUUAUUAUUAUUGAGCACUAUUAAUGAUCUUUUAGCCUUCUGUGGAAAAAGAUAUGAAUAGUUUCUAAUAGGUUCUAUUGCAUAAAAAUAAGACUGAACUGUUCAGGAUUUAAAGAACGAUUGCACACUGUCUCGGUUUUAUUUGCCGCUGCGGAAGAAAGCGACGAGAAGUUUCCGGGUUUAUUACCUAAAGGACAAAGAUCAAAACCACUUCGCUAUGCUGCAGAUUUAUUCAAUAAACUGGAAACACGAACAGUGAA
This is a messenger RNA of Tachysurus vachellii, 7474 nucleotides long. It is a transcript of the gene arhgef12b, whose product is annotated as Rho guanine nucleotide exchange factor (GEF) 12b. Gene Ontology annotation, molecular function: G protein-coupled receptor binding; guanyl-nucleotide exchange factor activity. Gene Ontology annotation, cellular component: cytoplasm. Bases 1394 to 5779 code for a protein of 1461 amino acids. The record is from RefSeq and is a predicted model, not a curated record. Gene Ontology annotation, biological process: G protein-coupled receptor signaling pathway; intracellular signal transduction. The transcript has 40 exons. Lineage: Eukaryota; Metazoa; Chordata; Actinopteri; Siluriformes; Bagridae.